This is a messenger RNA of Symbiodinium necroappetens, 2548 nucleotides long. NCBI's taxonomy places the organism in Eukaryota, Dinophyceae, Suessiales, Symbiodiniaceae. The record is from the annotation of a GenBank genome assembly.
GCUGCAGAAGGUCUUUGCCAUCAUCCAUGAGCUUAUUAAAUCCACGGCCAUCGCGGCCUUGACUUUGGUUCUUGCUGGAAAUGUUUGGCAGCUCGGCUACUCUGUCCUCUUCGUGGCCAUCCUUUUCGUAAUGUAUGGUUUCCAUGCUGCUCACUACGACACUAUGGACAUCAGCGACUACCACCAUCUGGUGGACCUGUUCGAGGACGACCAUGGUGUUUGCGGUGGCAGGAGCAUCGACAAUCCCAACAGGCUACUGAAGGCCCUAACCCUCGCGCGAACAGGCCGACGCAGGAGGGCCGUGCUGAUCAUCUUGCUCUUUGGGCUGCUAUGUUCCGGAAUGUGGUCUAUGGUGGCGUAUUCAUGGACAAUGGAGCUCACCGAAGGGGUCUGGUCAAUCGGAGAUGAGUUCUAUGCCACAUUGCUCCUGGUUGGCACACUGAUGCUGCUCUUUCAUACGGUUUUUGAAUGGCUGUAUUGGCGAGAGACGCAGUGUGUCAUGCCCUGGUGGAAUCGGCAGCUGAAGGAGCCGUGGGAUCCAGCUCGUCAUGGCAUUCCGCGCAGGUUCCGAUGGUUUGGACUGCCCAGCAUGUGGUUUACCUGUGGCAACGCGUAUUCCGACCUGUCCUUGUGGAUUCAGCACGCAAAGGGACAGUGGCGCGGUAAGAAGGUCAACAAAGUCUUCCCUGAGGAGAUGGCACUUUUUUCCUUGCAUGCGAGUGGUGCAUGCCAGCUUCGACGAACGCUGCAGCACGCGAAACUCUACAGUGUACAGCGAUGCUCCUUCCUGACCCGUGAGGGGGAUGCAAACGCACUUCCCAAAGGCAGUGACCCCGAGGAGCUGCAAAUUAAUUUCGUCUUCUUCGACACGCAAAGCAAAGAGUACAUGCAGCCAGAGGAGGACGGAGUGCCGUGCUCAUGGGACUGCAAUGCUCCGUCUCAGAUCGGCCCAUACGCUCGGGCACGAAGGGUGCCGACCGACGUCACAGCCCCGGCAAGGGCAGAGGCAGGACAAUGGCCUGGUCCGGCCCUUCCGGAAGCUGUAAUGCGAGACCACGCUGUGCUGCGAUGCAACGAGGCAGUCAGCAGCAUGCGAGAAGUAGUGGCUGCCUCGGAAUUCCUCACACCUGCUGCGACUGUCGGAGAAAGCGGAGCCAAGGUUGCUGGUGCAGAGGAUGCGAAGCUUGGUCUUAUUCCCCAGUUUGCCGGAGGAGAGGUCCUGGUGAAGGAUGUCAGCAAGGGCGGGUGGGCCGAGACUGCGGGCAUCCGAGCCGGAGCAAGGAUCCUUCAACUCAAUGGGGUCGCUGUCCCGGGCAUGGCAGACGCGGACUUCAAGGCAGCCCUGAAGCAGCGCCCGCUGCAGAUCCGCUACGAGCAAAAAGUGCUAGAGGUGGUUCUCGAGGAUCCGGCAGAGAAGUUAGGCUGCAGUUUUUCCGGGGCCCCUCCUGCCAAUGCGGUGGUGGCCAAAGUUUCACCGGGCUCAUUUGCAGAGAGGAGUCUGAUACAAGUUGGCUACGAGCUUGUGGCCGUGAACGGAGAUGCCUUGAAAGAAUUGACCGAUGCCACGUUCAGGGACCGCCUGAAGGCGAGACCUGUCCGGCUCCGGUACCAAGUUCCUGAGGAUGCAGCUGCAGCGCAACAGGUCCAGGCACAAGCAAACGCGGCCACCACCAUUCAGGCUCAUGCGCGGGGCCACCAGGCGAGAAAGAGCACAGCGGCGAAGGCCGAAGCGGGGAAGUCUCUCGGCUGCUCGCGGGGCGAUGCCUUUGUCAUCGCCUCAGGAAUCUCAAACCUGGGAGUUCCGAAAAGGCUCGAAAUCGUGCUGGAGGACGCCGAGGUCAAACUUGGACAGCUUUUGUUGGCCGUGGGCUUGCCCUGCAACUUGCAAGGUGGGGAAGGUAUCACCUGGAGCAACAUCCAGACCGGACAGCUUCUGGUGGCCUUAAAUGGCAUGCAGAUGAAAGAACUCAAUGCCGAGACCUUCAAGCAAGCUCUGAAAGGUCGGCCGGUCCGACUCAGCUUCGAGAUUCCCCUUGCGGAGGAGAGGGCUCAGGUCAUCGACAAAGUCGAGACGCAGGAGAGCGCAGCUACAGCCAUCCAAGCCCUGGCUCGUGGUCAUGCGGCUCGAAAAGACACUGGACUGGAGGCCUUCGCAGAGACCUGCACCAGGUUCGAGGUCACGCUGUCAGAUGCUGAAACCAAACUGGGUUGUGGCUUUGCAGGACUUCCUCCCGAACCUGUCAUCGUGGCAAAGGUCUCGGAGGGCAGCUUUGCCGCCACGCACAAGAUCCAGACUGGGCACUUGCUGGUGGCGCUGAACGGUGUAGAGACACCGGAUCUGACUCCUGACACUUUCAAGCCUGAUUCUCAUGGUCUCCGUCUUGAGAUUCCGCAGGCAGAGGAGAAGGCCAAGGCCAUCGACAAAGUCGAGACGCAGGAGAGCGCUGCAACAGCCAUCCAAGCCCUGGCACGUGGUCGUGCUGCUCGCAAAGGCACCGGCCUGGAGGCAUGCUGGAUUGAUUGCGCAUGGACGAAGCAUCUUGUUUGA